Molecule: messenger RNA, 882 nt
Organism: Puntigrus tetrazona (Sumatra barb)
Lineage: Eukaryota; Metazoa; Chordata; Actinopteri; Cypriniformes; Cyprinidae
Product: dynein light chain Tctex-type 1-like
Exons: 4
Coding region: 274-621 (115 amino acids)
Biological process (GO): microtubule-based movement
Cellular component (GO): cytoplasmic dynein complex; cytoplasm
Molecular function (GO): dynein intermediate chain binding
Source: RefSeq, a predicted model, not a curated record
ACAUCAUAAAAUUCCCCUCUGUUGUAUUUGCUGCCACCAACUCGACAAAAAUGUUGGCCAAAACGUUACACAAAACAAUGAAGAGCACGAUCUUGUGAACAGCGAGUCUGUGGCCGUGAUUACUAUCCAGUCUCCAUAGAUACUACAAAACACUACAAAAAUCGAGCAAUGGACGACGAUAGGUCUGCUGAGGAGGUAACUGACGCAAAAAUAAAUAAAUAAAUAAAAAUACAGUAACUAGUAAUAUAUAGACACUACCUCUUUUCAGACAUAAUGCAAACCUGCAACCUUUAUUAUCAUUCACAGACUACAUUUGUCGUAGACGAGAUUACCACAGUUAUCAAAGAAGCUGUUGAAAGUACCAUUGGAAACAGCUCUUACCAGCACAGUAAAAUCAACCAGUGGAUGUCAAGCAUUGUAGAGUCAAGUCUAAGCCAGCUAACUAAAUUAGGAAAGCCUUUCAAAUAUAUAGUGACAUGCAUCAUACUCCAAAAAAAUGGGGCAGGUUUGCACAGUGCCAGCUCAUGUUUCUGGGACAACAGUACAGAUGGGAGUUGCAUGGUACGAUGGGAGAAUAAAACCAUAUACUGCAUAGUUAGUGUUUUCGGUCUUGCCAUUUGAGGAUGAAUAUCAACAUGUAGGCUCCCUCUUGUUCAAUGGUUUUCAAAUGGUUUUGUAAGUCUCAUAAACAAGCAAUGAUGUCCUGGUUUAAUUUGAAUAAAACUUGAAUACAUGUGUUUGUAAUUCUAUUUCUACUACAUGUAUCUUAGUGUAUAUUAAACAAACUAAAUGCAAAAUCUUGUGGAGUAAUGUACAGUGAUUGAUGUGUAUACAAAAUUAACAGAAUAUGAAUUUUCAAAAUCAUUUGUUGUUCUUUUUUAU